UGAGCCGAGCGGCGCCGCGAGACCCCGGACUGGGAGACUCUCUCCUCCUUCGUUUAGGCUGAUAAGGCGUCACUCAGGAAACGUGUGCUGCACGCCGGAUCCCCUCCAGGCUUUCCUUCUGCACAGGAGAUUAAGAAACGUUCUGUGAUUUGUGACUCUGCCAACAUGUUUUCCAAAUAUUUCAGGAGCAGAUCAACAUCCGCCUCCGUGGAGGAGACGGUGCUCCUUCGCUCCACUUCUGGACUCUGAUUCAAUCCCUUUCCACUCUGUGGUUUUCAGGAUGAAGAGUGUGUGUACUGUGUCCUGUUUACAGGCCAGGGGACGUGUUGCUGACCUCCUGGCUCACAUUAUGCUGGAGAUGAGUUUCAGGACGGAGUAUUGUGUGACAGGGUGGAUGUGAUUCCAGCUCACAGCUGCUCUGAGCCUGAAGGGAUGCUCUCAUAGCGGCGAGGCCUUCUGGGCUCAAGCGACCAUUAUAGCAGCGGUAUCUCGUAUCAGUUUAUCGGCUGGUUUCAUCAGCUUGGCUUUAACGGUCUCCUUGAAGGAAGCAGCGGUUCCACGGACAUGGCGGGCAGACGUGGUCCGCCCCGCCGCAGCGCUACCGCAGCAGUCCAGUCGGAACCUCGCAGCAGAUAAUGACUCGGAGCAAUGGCGCCGGGGGGACGAGCGACCGCCGCCAGUGGGCCAACGGGACGGAGGCGGAGGCGGGCCGGGCGGCCGACGACGGGGACUGCGAGGAGGACGAGGAGAGGCGAGGGGGCGGGCCGCCGGCGGACGCCGCCCCCGACGGCGGCUGGGGCUGGGUGGUGCUGGUCGCCACCAUCCUGGUCCUGGCGCUGACGCUGGCGUUUCCGUCCUGCGUGGGGAUCUUCUACACCGACUUACAGAACGAGUUCCACGCCUCCAACAGCGAGACCUCGUGGGUUCCGUCCAUCAUGACCUCAGUGCUCCACGCCGGCGGGCCUUUCUGCAGCGUGCUGGUGGAGCGGCUCGGCUGCAGAGCCACCGUCAUGCUGGGCGGCGUCCUCAGCGGCCUGGGAAUGGCCGCCAGCUCCUUCACCAACUCCAUCACCGAGCUGUACAUCACCGCUGGGGUCAUCACAGGACUGGGUUUCUGCUUCAGCUUCCAGCCGGCCGUCACCAUCCUGGGCCACUACUUUGUGCGGCGCCGUGCCUUCGCCAACGCCAUGUCGUCCACCGGCACGGCGCUGGGACUCUGCAUCCUGCCCUUCCUGGGAAACUACCUCCACUCCGAGUUCGGCUGGAGGGGCAGCUUCCUCAUCCUGGGCGCCGUCCUGCUCAACUGCUGCGUGUGCGGCGCCGUCAUGAGGCCCGUGGGCCCCGGGCGGCGCCGCCGUGGCCCGCCGCUGAUGAACCACGGGCCCCCGCCUCCGCCCGACGAGCCCCGGCGGAGGAGGGACGCGUCGCGGGCGGGGGCGGCGUGGAGGUGGCUGCUGGCCGCCCUCAGCAAGCACAUGGCCUUCGACCAGUUCUGCCACAACCGCCGCUACUGCGUCUACGCCGUGGGCAUCACCUGGAUGAUGCUGGGCUUCGUGGUGCCGCUGAUCUACCUGGUCCCCUACGCCACCGCCCACGGCAUGGAGCAGGGCCGGGCGGCGCUGCUGCUCUCCAUCCUGGGCAUCGUCAACAUCGCGGUGCGGCCCGGCUUCGGCAUCCUCUUCAACAUGGCCUGGUUCAAGGGGCGCCACAUCUACGUGUUCGCCGCCGCCCUGCUGGUCAACGGGCUCAGCAACAGCAUCUGCGCGGUGGGGCCCGGCUUCGGCGUGCUGCUGGCCUACGUCUGCAUCUACGGCCUGUCCAUGAGCGUGGUGGGCUCGCUCAUGUUCACCGUGCUCAUGGACAUUGUGGAGAUGAGCCGCUUCCCGUCGGCGCUCGGCCUGCUCGCCAUCAUGGAGAGCGUCACGCUGCUCAUCGGCCCCCCGCUGGCAGGGAUCCUGGUGGACAGAACGGCGCAGUACUUCCACGUCUUCUUCGCCUGCAGCGCCGUGGUGGCCUCGUCCGCCCUCUUCCUCCUCUUCUCCUUCUGCUGGCUGGACCGCAGGGACAGGGCGGUGAAGUCCCGGCAGGGCGCCGCCCCCCCGCCGCCCGCCGCCGCUGCCGAGCCCGCCGCCACCGCCGCCGCCUGCCGCUACAGCAGCGUCCCCACGGACAGCGACAGAGACAAAGACAAGGCGGCGGCGGCGGCGGCGGCCAACGGGGCCGAGUACAUCACCAGCCUCUGAACCCGCGGAGGUCAGAGGUCACAGAGACUCUUCAACCAAAACGAGACGACGUGCACUUAGAGCCACAACGUGAUUGUACUGUUGAUUAUCAAAUGCUGCUGAUCCAAUCACCUGAUCACCCCAGUGUCCCCGGCCGGCGGCGAGUCGGGACGACGUUCACACACCCAGCUUCAGCUUCUCGAUCGAUCGCUGCACAUUUCCCCACGCCUCAAACAGCCAGUAACAAGCUGAUCGGUUAUCAGUCCUGACGCACAGCAGCGGAGAAGGACGGAAAUCCGCAGAUCGACGGCUGGCUUCUGUGAUCCAGCCUCGGUUUGAGGACUCCGUCCUUCCUCUGGGUGUUUAAAGCUUUAUUCCUAACUCAGUGUUUUCAUUGUGAACGUUGUUCUGAUGAGAGGAGGUGGUGGAGCGUCUCCGACGUCGACCUGUUUGAACCGGUUCCAUCGAUUCUCUUCAGUUCCAGAUUCAGACCGGCUAAAACAUUAGACUGCUAAAUAUACAGGAAAAACAAAUCUCACAGCCACUCAUUUAAUUCCCAUUAAACUACAUUUUAGACGUUCAUUUAGAAUUUAUAAGCUGCUAAACUUUUAAAAAUCUUUUAUUUACACAACCAACUGUGGAUCUGCUGUUCUUCCGGUUACAAUACAACUUCAAAAGUCUCAUUUUUAACCCAAAAAUCAUUUAUGUUGUUCCUGUUUUUACCUUAAUAUUGUUUUGCUUUUAUGUAAAACCUUCUUAAGUAACAUAAAUGGCACAAAUCUUUUAGUUUUCCAUGUAAAACUAAGGUUAAACUUUAUUGCUUUUGCUGAAAAGACAUUUUGUAAAUUAACUUUCUUGUUUCCCACUUGAAAAACAUCAUUUUGACACUUUAGUUUUUCCUGAAAAAGUAAAAAGAAACAUCUGUUGUCAAAAAAGUCUAAUUCAACUUAAACUUUAAAAAAAAACAACAAAAAAAACUUGCUUUCAUGAAAUUUU
Salarias fasciatus (jewelled blenny) is the source of this 3218-nucleotide messenger RNA. It is a transcript of the gene slc16a5a, whose product is annotated as solute carrier family 16 member 5a. NCBI's taxonomy places the organism in Eukaryota, Metazoa, Chordata, Actinopteri, Blenniiformes, Blenniidae. The record is from RefSeq and is a predicted model, not a curated record. The coding region runs from base 636 to 2243 and encodes 535 amino acids. Gene Ontology annotation, biological process: transmembrane transport; monocarboxylic acid transport. Gene Ontology annotation, molecular function: monocarboxylic acid transmembrane transporter activity. The transcript is spliced from 5 exons. Gene Ontology annotation, cellular component: basolateral plasma membrane.